Molecule: messenger RNA, 1890 nt
Organism: Micropterus dolomieu (smallmouth bass)
Lineage: Eukaryota; Metazoa; Chordata; Actinopteri; Centrarchiformes; Centrarchidae
Product: pancreatic secretory granule membrane major glycoprotein GP2
Exons: 10
Coding region: 585-1715 (376 amino acids)
Biological process (GO): neutrophil migration
Cellular component (GO): apical plasma membrane; cell surface
Source: RefSeq, a predicted model, not a curated record
CUUAAAUCGAGCAGAAGUGGGAGAUGUGCUUCUACCAGACAAUUUUCUUCAAGCUAUUUGUCUGAGGUCUUUGGCAUCAUGACUGAAUUGCCCUUGACUGGUAAUGACUCUUUUCGUCUGACUGACUGGGAUUCCCGCACCAGUAAAGAUUUUAAAAUGUCCAGACAAAGGAUGUAGACAACAAAGAGUGCCAGCCCAGUACUGUUGUUCUCCUUUACAUGGUUACCAGACUUCUUGUUGCUCCCUGUAGUAAGAAACAGUUGUAAGAUGUUUACUAAGAGGACAUCACCGCAGUAGGUGGUAACAUACGUGUUACCUUGGACUCCCCUCUGUUCCCCCUAUUCAUGUGCGGAAUCUCAUUGUUGGUUGGGACAUCAUUCAAGCUGGUGUUUUAAGGCCAGAGGGAGGCUCCCAGUUCAUUAGAGCUGUGUUUUGAGGGUUGAAGUAAGAGAGGGGUACUACAUCUUGUGGCGACAGCGAGCUGUGGUGAAUAGUCCCAAGACGAUUCACAGUGUUUCGGGGAAAGGGCCAAAAGGUAGUGGAGUGGCUGAGUUAAGACAAACCAGAGGGAAAGUCCUUGGAAGAUGGCACCUGCCAGUAUGGUUUUUGCCUGGUUACUGUUCACCAUGAGGAUGGUCACCUCGGCAGUGUAUCUGGAGCCUGAGGAGGAGCUCAACGAAACUGUUAUUUGUACCAACGACCAUAUGGAUGUUGUUAUUCCCAGUGCUUUUUUCCUCAACAAAGAGCCUCCAGUUCAUGUUUGGGAUUUGCAUUUAAAUGACCCUGAGUGCCGUGGCGUUGAGGUCGGUGAUGACUAUGUUUUCAGCAUAAAGACAAAUCUCUCCGACUGUGGGACAAUAAUGACUUCAGAUGAUACACACAUCAUGUUCAUAAACACUAUACACAACAACGAUUCGGAUGUUAUAACAAGAAACUUCAUCAACAUAACAUUUGUAUGCCGCUACCCCAUCAACUACAUGGUCCAACAACCCAAUGGUGAAAACAUGAUUAGAGUUGAUGUUAGAACCAUCACUCUGAACACAGAGGAUGGGAACUUUUCGGUGUCGAUGUUACUGUACAAAGAUGAAGCCUUUGAGGACAGAUGGACCACUGUUCCAUCACUGACACUGGAGGAUGACAUCUUUGUGAAAGUUUUCAUGAUACCAGCGCACCUGAUGCUACGUAUAGAGAGAUGCUGGGCUACACCAACCAGGGAUCCAUACAGCAAUAUUCAGUACACGUUCAUCAGAGACAGCUGCCCGGUGUUGUCAAAUGAACAGACCCUGAGUGUGCUGAAGAAUGGCCAGGGUCCAGAGGCCAUGUUCAGGAUACAAAUGUUCAAGUUUGUCGGUGGCUCUUACACCAACGUCUUCCUCCAUUGCAACGUCCAGAUCUGCCACAACACCGUUGGGCCGUGCCAGCCUAACUGUUCCAGUGAAGAGGGAUUAAUGAGAAUAAGAAGAGACAUCCCUUUGUCCCAUACAGUGUCUUAUGGACCAAUCAGACGACUACUAAACAAUAGUGAAAAGCCCAAUCUGAAUGCAGGCAGAGUCCCUUCUGUGGAGACCUUUGUCCUUGGAGGGCUGCUGGUUGUCUUGCUGCUGAUCACAGGAGUGUUUGGGAGGCUGUGGCUUCGCUCCAGACGUUUCUACCCAGCGCGGGAGGCACAGCUCACCCUGUCCAACAUUCACCACAUCUCAGAGGUGGCCUCAUGAAUCAGGGGGUCGGAGACCUUUUCCAGCAAAGAAAUGGACAUACAUACAAAAUAAAGGUGUACAAACACACGUACAGGUGUGUUUCAUGAUAAUAAUUAAAGUCUUGCAUAUGUUUCUCUUCAUAGAAUGGAUUUCUUGAAUUGUAAGAAAUCAACUUAAUAAAUUUCUCCCUUAA